AGUAAACCCUAACACAUUUCUUCUCUUUAUAUUAGCAUACUGCCGCCGCGAAGCUCUUUUCUUCUUGGCCGUCUUCUUCAUUGUCUCACAGAACUCAUCACCCCUCUCUCUCUUUCUCGCUUGACUCUUGAAGAUAAUCGACAAUGAGUCGAGGAGCUGCAGCAGGUCCCAAGGGGAAAAAGAAGGGAGUGACUUUCACCAUUGAUUGUGGAAAGCCAGUGGAGGACAAGAUCAUGGACAUUGCAUCCCUGGAGAAGUUUCUUCAGGAGAGGAUCAAGGUUGGAGGCAAGGCCGGUGCACUUGGUGACGCCGUCAGUGUGACCCGGGAGAAGAGCAAGAUCACUGUCACUUCUGACAGUAACUUCUCUAAGAGGUAUCUGAAGUACUUGACAAAGAAGUAUCUUAAGAAGCACAAUGUGCGAGAUUGGCUUAGAGUGAUCGCUUCCAACAAGGAUCGGAAUGUUUAUGAACUGAGGUACUUCAACAUUGCCGAGAAUGAAGGGGAGGAGGAAGAUUGAGAUGCUGAAUGAUUUUAGUCAUCUAAGGACCUUGUUUAUUUAUUUACUGUUUUUUGUGCGGUACUUUGCUGAAAUGAAUGCUGUUUUGAAGUUUUGUUCUUUUAAUUUGGUGAUUAUCGAAUUUUGCUAUUAGUACAUCAGAAUAUAGAAGAUCUGGAUUUUUAGGAAGUCUUAAUUAAUCAUGUUGAACGAAUGGAUCAGGCACUA
Messenger RNA from Prunus dulcis (almond), 725 nucleotides. Its product is annotated as 60S ribosomal protein L22-3. Gene Ontology annotation, molecular function: RNA binding; structural constituent of ribosome. Gene Ontology annotation, biological process: cytoplasmic translation. The transcript has 3 exons. The coding region runs from base 144 to 518 and encodes 124 amino acids. Lineage: Eukaryota; Viridiplantae; Streptophyta; Magnoliopsida; Rosales; Rosaceae. Gene Ontology annotation, cellular component: ribosome. The record is from RefSeq and is a predicted model, not a curated record.